UGCGCGCUCGCGGAUCGGGGCAGCGCGCGCGGCGGGGCCGCUGUCCUCCCCAGCCCUGCACCCGUGCGCUCGGGGAGCCUGGGGAGGCCGAGCGCGAGCGGGGAAGCCGGGCGCCGGGCUUUGUCUCGCUCGCUGGCGCAGUAGCGGCGGCAGAGGUCGCGCCCAGAUGCGGGUGAGCCUGGCGCGGGGCGGAGGCGGCGGAGGGAACCAGGCUGCACGCAUGAGACACGCAGACUCUCUCACGCCCGAUGCUCUCUGCGGAUGAAAGAUGUAUCAUGGAAUGAACCCGAGCCACGGACACGGAGUUCGAGAGCCGCCGCAGCCUCAGGCCCCGCAGAGACUACUGGCCGCGACCCUGUGGUUCCAGCUGGCGCUGUGCUUGGGCCCUGCGCAGCUCACGGGUGGGUUCAACGACCUUCAGGUGUGUGCUGACCCAGGCACCCCCGAGAACGGCUUCAGGACACCCGCUGGAGGGGUUUUCUAUGAGAGUUCUGUCACCCGAUUUCACUGUCAAGACGGAUUCAAGCUGAAGGGCUCAACAAAGAGACUGUGCAUGAAACACCUCAAUGGCACUCUAGGCUGGGUGCCCAGUGAUAGAUCCGUCUGUGUGCAAGAAGAUUGCCGAAUCCCUCAAAUUGAAGACGCUGAGAUUCAUAACAAGACAUAUAGACAUGGGGAUAAAUUAAUCAUCACCUGUCACGAGGGAUUCAAGAUCCGUUACCCAGACCUGUACAACAUGUUUUCAUUCUGUCGUGAUGAUGGAACAUGGGACAAUCUGCCCAUCUGUCAAGGCUGCCUGAGACCACUCGCCUCUUCUAACGGCUACGUGAACAUCUCAGAGUUCCAGACCUCCUUCCCUGUGGGGACUGUGAUCUCCUACCACUGUUUCCCGGGGUUUAAGCUCGAGGGCUCAGACUACCUUGAGUGCUUACGCAACCUUAUCUGGUCGUCCAGCCCACCCCAGUGCCUUGCUCUGGAAGUUUGCCCACUACCUCCAGUGGUGAGUCACGGCGAUUUCAUCUGCCACCCGUGGCCUUGUGAGCACUACAACCAUGGAACAGUGGUGGAGUUUUACUGUGACCCCGGCUACAGCCUCACUAGUGACUACAAGUACAUCACCUGCCAGUAUGGGGAGUGGUUUCCUUCCUACCAGGUCUACUGCAUCCAGUCAGAGCAAACGUGGCCCAGCACCCAUGAGACCCUCCUGACCACAUGGAAGAUCGUGGCAUUCACGGCGACCAGUGUCCUGCUAGCACUACUGCUUGUCAUCCUGGCCAGGAUGUUCCAGACCAAAUUCAAGGCCCACUUUCCCUCAAGGGCACCUCCUGGAAGUUCCAGCAGCAACCCUGACUUCGUGGUGGUGGACGGUGUGCCUGUCAUGCUCCCAUCCUACGACGAGGCUGUGAGUGGCAGCUUGAGUGCCUUAGGCCCUGGGUACCUAGCCUCCAUGGGCCAGGGUUGCCCCAUACCUGUGCACAACCAGAGCCCUCCAGCAUACCCUGGCUCCAGGGACACGGACACGGGCCCCAGGGAGUCAGAAGUCAGUGACAGUGAGUCGGGCUCUUCUGAGCUGCUCCAGAGUCUGUAUUCACCUCCCAUGUGCCAAGGGGGCACCCAGCCUGACACCCUUGAAACAGUUGCCAGCAUGGAAGAGGAGGUGGCAUCUGCCAGCCCGGCCAUUGACAUUGCGGAUGAGAUCCCGCUAAUGGAAGAGGAUCCAUGACCAGGCAAAGUCCCGCUGAUCUGCUGCCCCUUUGGGGAUGGAGCGAGGCCACAAGGACUGAGCUAGGGGAUAGGGGAGGUUUUCUAAUUUAUCUAUGUGGGGACGCUGACUCAUCCCACAUCUCUGACUCAGUAAUGGAGGUGACAGGUAGUGGCUGUGCUUUCAACUGAAACUUGAGGAUUUGCCAAGACCCGUGGGGUCCAGAGGGAGGGAGAAAUCCUGUGCUACCCUGGACAGAGGGGUUAAUUGUGCUUCAUGCUGCAAGGGGGACAUUUCCAUGCAUCCCACCAGACCCCACACCCCUUACUCCCUGCCUCCUAUGAAAGCAUGUCACUUAUAUAUCUGCUUCAAACGGUCUCUGCUCUCCAAAUUAGGGUGGAGCAGCCUCUUCAGGAAGUCUGGGCCCCCUGCAACCUCCCAAAGGUAAGACUCUGGUGUGACUUGUGGACCACUGUCCUUGUUCUGGACAGCUCCAUGCAAAGCCAGACCAAAGUGGGACAUGGCUUUCCAGUGAGCAAGGCAAGGAAAGACUCAGGCAGACUCUACUUUCUGGAAGUUUCUUCAAGAAGUAGAGUUCAUGCAUUCAUGCUGAGCCUUGGAGACAUACCAUCGGUGUUUGUGUUCAUGGCCUAGCACGUGGAUCUGUGGCUUGGAUAAAUCUUGUGACUUUCACAUGGUUAGAAUAUGUUCAAAUACAUCUCAUGGUGGAGAAAGUAAUUGAAGGUAUUGGCAUCUGGAAGAUUCUGCAUAAUUGCUUCAGUGCCAUGGGCCCCUCUUCAGGUAACCCACUAUCAACUCAGCCAUGCUUUUAUUUUCCAAAGCAAAAAUUAUUUCUGUAGACACAUUUCUUCUCCAAAUAAAGUAUGAGGUUGGG
This is a messenger RNA of Manis pentadactyla (Chinese pangolin), 2597 nucleotides long. It is a transcript of the gene SUSD4, whose product is annotated as sushi domain containing 4. Lineage: Eukaryota; Metazoa; Chordata; Mammalia; Pholidota; Manidae. Gene Ontology annotation, biological process: negative regulation of complement activation, alternative pathway; negative regulation of complement activation, classical pathway. The transcript is spliced from 9 exons. Bases 269 to 1723 code for a protein of 484 amino acids. The record is from RefSeq and is a predicted model, not a curated record.